Molecule: messenger RNA, 4392 nt
Organism: Aspergillus nidulans FGSC A4
Lineage: Eukaryota; Fungi; Ascomycota; Eurotiomycetes; Eurotiales; Aspergillaceae
Product: putative ABC bile acid transporter
Exons: 5
Coding region: 1-4392 (1463 amino acids)
Biological process (GO): transmembrane transport
Cellular component (GO): cytoplasm; membrane
Molecular function (GO): ABC-type transporter activity; ATP binding; nucleotide binding
Source: RefSeq, a predicted model, not a curated record
AUGGAGUAUGGCAGACUGGGUGGGUGUCGAGUCAUCUGGGACUCGCCCAAUGCUCGACUAUCGCCAUGCGCAGUCGCAUAUUUUUGCCUGGUCCCAGCGGCUAUCAUUCUAUGGGCUUCACUGAGCCAUGUUCUUCAGAAACUGCCUUUUGUCCGCCGGCCAAAAUGGGCCACGCCUUUUGUUAAAGAAGUUCCCCCAGGUGCAGACCUGCCUUUGGAGCAUGCAAAGCAUCGUCUGGGCUGGGUCAUAUGUCUCUUGGUGGUUUCAUCCAUUGGUGCCGCUGCGCAAGUCAUUAAACUCGUGCUUAAUGACCCGGAUCUUGCUAGUUUUAUUCUUCUUUUUUCUUGGUCGGGGGCUGUACUACUGACGGCUAUUGAGCGCCCGAGGAAGUGUCCGACAGUACUUUUCCCAUACUUCCUGACUACAGGGAUCAUAGAAUGUGCUUUCAUCGUAAACCGCGAUGCUUAUGCAGUAUCUAACUUGUUUGGUUUUCAGCUGGCAGCAGCGGCCGCUUUAUUGGGUUGCGCUGUCACGCUUGCAAUGCCCCUUCGCCCGGCUUCGCUUCCCUGCAUUGAUAUCAGUGCCGUGGGGCAGAAACCGUCCAGUAAUUUUCGAAGUCCGGAGGACAAUCUGCGGCUCUGGCAAUUCUUCACAGUAUCCUGGAUGGCUCCCUUGAUGGCCAUAGGUAAAAAGCGGCAGCUAGACGAAGAUGACGUUUGGUAUCUCGGGUUCGAGUUUCAGCACAAGAGGCUGCACGAGAAGUUUCGGCAGCUCCAGGGAAGUGUCCUUAGCCGCCUACUUCAGGCCAACGGCAUCGAUAUUUUUAUUAUUAGCGCAAUUUCAAUCGUGCAAAUGAUAUGUGGUCUGACACCCUCCCUAUUAGCUGCGCAGUCGCGAGUGUUGAAUCUGUGGUACGGAAGAAGAUGCUACGAACGCAGUCGUGGUGAAAUGAUGAUGAUGGUGUACGAGAAAGCUUUGGUGAGGAAAAAUGUAUUCGACCAAGCCCCCGGUGAUAAGCCUGCGGAAGAUGAGCAGCAACACGAAGAGCAAGCUGGUACUUCCCCGAAAGUAUCUUGGCUCUGGAGAUUUUUGACCUCGUGGCGAGCACCUCGUAAAGAAAAGUCCAAAGCUCCAGUUUCGAUGGGAAAAAUUUUCAAUCUCCUUCGCGGUGAUGUAUAUGAGGUGGCUCAGCGGUUCUGGGAGAUUGACACAUUGCUAAAUCAACCACUGGGCUUGGUGAUAGCAGUGGUUCUUGUCUGGAAAGUGCUUGGACCGUCCUGCUUCCUUGGAAUCUUGGUAAUAUUAGUGGCGCAGUCUAUUAAUGCACUAAUCACUCGCACGCUUCUUCGCUGGGAGAGAGUGCGAAGGGUUGCAACGGACGCGAGGCUUCAGGUCUCGUCUCAGUUUGUGGAAGCACUCCGCCAUCUCCGUUGGUAUGGUUGGCAAGACCACUGGCUUCAGCAAGUCAUGGAGGCUCGUAAUGUCGAGUUAAGACUUCGCGUCAUAACUAGGCUAUGGGGUCUUGCCAUUACCUUUGUCAGUACCUUUGCUAGCGGCCUCUUUCCCGUCGUGGCUCUUUAUGCCUAUACGCUGUUGGCCGGCCAUCCGCUAAGCAUUGACAUUAUAUUUCCCGCACUACAACUCUUCACUAUGCUUGAGGCUCGGCUUAGCGAAAUACCGAGUUUGAUCACUGUGUUAAUCAAUGCGUCUAUUGCUAUGGAGCGGAUAGAAGACUUUAUGACUGAGCCUGAUAAGGAAAGCAGGGCUGUCACAUCGUUCGGAGAUUCCGCUCCACUACGGCUGCAGUCUUGCUCCUUUGCUUGGCCUGGAAAAACCUCACCUGUCCUAUCUGAUAUCGACCUGAGCUUCUCUCCGGGUCUCACUGUUAUCUACGGUAAGGUGGGAUCUGGGAAGACAGCUCUCCUCCAAGCGCUCCUGGGCGAGCUAGACAGAACAAAAGGAACUUCCUGUAUAUCCAGUGAAAUGAUGGGAUAUUGUGCGCAGACACCUUGGCUGCAGAGUAUGAGUAUCCGGGAUAACAUUUUGUUCUCCUCUCCGUACGAUGAGCAGCGAUACAAGCGAGUAUUAGACGCUUGUGCACUACUUCCGGAUCUGUCCAAUUUCAAGCACGGCGACCUGUCAUUUGUUGGUGAGAAUGGGAUAGGGCUUUCUGGAGGACAGAAGGCACGCGUUGCCCUCGCUAGGGCGGUUUACAGCACGGCUAGGAUAUUGCUGCUUGACGAUCCUUUGUCAGCACUGGACCAUAAUACGGCCGAGACAAUUGUUCGAAAGUGUCUAACAGGCCGUCUAAUGGAUGGUCGUGUAGUCGUUCUAGUCACGCACCGCAUCCAACUUGUUCGUCAUCUUGCUAACCAGAUUGUGCGCAUUGAGGAUGGCCGGGCGAUGGUGGAGUCUGCUGAGUCUGUGGAGGAUGGUGUCGACGAAAUAAGUGAUAGUCAGAAGGCCUCAAACAAUCCCGAUGCAGUGGAUGAGGCGGAGCUUGAAGACCACUCAGCGGCCGUUCCGUCCAAGUUCAUUGAGGAAGAACACCGCGCUGAAUGGGGCGUCAAAGCGGCAGUCUACUGGAAUUACAUCAAAGCUGGAAAGUACAGGUGGUGGUUGGCACUAAUCAUUGUGAUUUCGGUAUAUCGUCUAGCUGCAAUCGCGCAGUCCUGGUUUCUGAAGGAAUGGGGAGAGGCAUAUAACGAAGUCACCAACGUGUUUGGGCACCCUACCUGGGAAUCUGCCUCUGAACAGUGGACAACAUUCUCAGCCAUACCAAGGCCACUGUGGUGGAUGCCACCAAAUCCACUUGACAAGUUCCCUGCGCCGAUUGAGGACGUGCGGCCGUGGUUGCUGGUCUUUCUCGAAGUUACGACAUUCACGGCUGUCAUAAUGCUUAUUGCUCGACUCUUCAUGCUUAUCAUCGUUUAUUGCGCGGGUCAGAAGCUCUUCCAGGAAGUUAUGCAGGGCGUCAGCCAUGCAACCUUCAGAUACUUUGAUGUGACUCCUGUCGGGCGGUUGAUGAACAGACUGACAUCAGACAUCGGUGUCGUUGAUGGUGAUAUCAGCCAGCAAUUUCAGCUCAUUGCCUUUCAAAUAAUCACCUGGAUAUCCUCCGUGCUUGUCAUCGCCUCCGUCAAGCCAAUAUUCCUCGCCUUCUCAGUAUUAUUCACCACCAUAUUUGUAUACACAUUCCUGCAUUUUCUCCCAACUUCACAGAGUCUCCGACGGUUAGAAAUGGUUUCCCUGAGCCCUCUGAUAUCCAACUUCGGCGAGCUCCUCCACGGCCUAACCACAGUUCGCGCUUUUCAUGCCGAGCCCCGUUUCCAGGACAGGGUAAUAACUGUUGUCGACAAGUUCCAAGGCAUGGACCACUUCUACUGGUCCCUACAGACCUGGCUCUCCUACCGUUUCCAGAGCCUUUCCGCCCUCUCCACUUUUGCCCUGACUGCUCUAGCCCUCUACACUGACGUAACCCCGGGUCUCGCAGCGUUCGCCCUCAUCGCAGCAAACAGCUUCAUAAUCUCCACCAACAUUCUUUGCAGACAGUAUGGCCAACUGCAGAUGGAUUUUGUAUCAGUCGAACGCGUCGACGAGCUCCUUCAUGUUGACCAAGAGCCGCCAGGAACAAUUACGCCUCCAGCGUCCUGGCCGAGAUUCGGGGCGGAUAUCGUCUUUGAAAAUGUUGAAAUCCGCUACGCGCCACAUCUAGACCCGUCCCUGAAAAACAUCAAUCUCCGGAUCCCCGGCGGCUCAACAACAGCCCUGAUCGGCCGAACCGGAAGUGGGAAGUCAACUCUCGCAAUCUCGCUGCUUGCAGUGGCCACCCCGGCCCCUCCCCUAGACCCAGGCUCGAGUUCAAGUUCCGGUCAGAUCCUCAUUGACGGUAUCGACAUCUCCCAGGUCGACAAACAGGCCCUUCGCUCCCGUGUCACCUUCGUCGCCCAAGACCCGGUCCUAUUUGCCGGCAGCAUCCGCAAAAACCUUGACCCUGUUUCCGAGUACACAGACACCGAAUGCGAAGCCGUACUGAACCGCAUCUGCAAUGGUAACAGUAACGGCAACAACGGUGGCAACAAACGCAACUGGACACUAAGCACGAACGUCGAUGCCGGUGGCCGCAACCUUAGCCAGGGCGAGCGCCAACUUAUUGGCAUUGCCAGGGCCGUAUUGCGCCGUAGCCCGAUUGUAAUUUUGGAUGAGGCGACGGCAUCGAUCGACAAUGAGAGCUCGCUGGAGAUUCAGCAAGUGCUUAGGGAGGAGAUGAGGGAGUCGACAGUUGUGACGAUUGCACAUCGGCUGGAGGCGAUCAAGGAUGCGGAUUAUUUUGUUGAGUUGGAAGGGGGCGCUGUAAAGAGGAGCGGGUUUGUGAGGGAAAUAAAGACUUGA